Messenger RNA from Anguilla anguilla (European eel), 2004 nucleotides. RefSeq names its product CD209 antigen-like protein C. The record is from RefSeq and is a predicted model, not a curated record. NCBI's taxonomy places the organism in Eukaryota, Metazoa, Chordata, Actinopteri, Anguilliformes, Anguillidae. Bases 248 to 985 code for a protein of 245 amino acids. The transcript has 6 exons. Gene Ontology annotation, biological process: cellular response to molecule of fungal origin; positive regulation of phagocytosis; positive regulation of lymphocyte activation. Gene Ontology annotation, cellular component: cell surface. Gene Ontology annotation, molecular function: (1->3)-beta-D-glucan binding; pattern recognition receptor activity.
CUCUCUCUCUCUCUCUCUCUCACACACACACACACACACGCAAACAUACAUAAACUCACGCACACGCCCCCACAAGGCGUGUUUUGAGCUGCCUAUUUUAUGAGGGGGUUGUAAUAGCUUCACGUUUUACUUUAAGCUCUGUCAGUAAUACAGACGUUUUCAAGGUACACACUUGCAAAGAAGUUCAAUAGAAGACACCAUCGACAGUCUGCAAGCAUAGAAAUCUUCGAUUCUUAGAGUACGUAACAUGGCAAUGUCGGCAGAGAUAGGAUCAGUGGAAUGCGACGGUAUGUACUCUAAACUCAUAAAUAAAGAUGAAGAUACGCCAUAUGAGGAGGAAAACCACAAACUUGGAAAUCCAGACGUUCAGGUGUCCAUGCCCUCUGCUGGAGGUGCACCCAGCUCUCACCCGUACAGACUGGCUACGGGGUGUCUCGGUGUGCUGUGUGUGGUGUUUUUAAUUUCCAUUGCGGUCCUGUGUGCCCACUAUAAGAACCUGUUGUUCGGUGUGAGUGAGGAGCACGACGUGCUCUCGAAGAACUAUACCUCAGCACAGAGCACAAUGGAACGCCUCUCCUUCAAUGUCUCAGCUUUGUCUGACGUAAUCAGCAAACUGCAGAAAGAGAAGGGAGAUGUGGAAAAAGACAAGGAGAGACUGCAAGCAAGGGUCAAGGUGCUAGAGGAGCAGGGGAAACCCAAGGUCUGCCCGCCAGAGUGGAUUGGAUUCAACACCAGCUGCUACUUCAUCUCCUCCACCAGCAAGUCCUGGAAGGACAGCCAGGAGUACUGUGCAGAGAGGGGGGGACACUUAGCCAUUAUACACACGCCAGAGGAACAGACGUUUCUGUUUAACCAGCUGGUCAGAGGUCACUGGAAUGCGUACUGGUUUGGGCUCAGUGAUGAAAAGGCAGAGGGUGACUGGUUCUGGGUGGACGGGACCAAACUUGUUAGAGGGAGGUUACAGAGUGGAAAACAGUUGAAAUGACCAGCCUUAGAUGGAAUCUACCUGGAACCAGCUUCUGCUCCAGCUGGACACCAAGACUUUGGUGAUGGUCUGUUGUCUGUACCAAGCCGGCCUAUCAGCUGGGCAUGGUCUUACCUGCAUGGUUUCUAUCUCAAACAUUUUGCUGCCUGCUUGGACAUCUCCAAACCAGCUUCAAACCAGCUGGAACUGCUUAAAACCAAGUGGACCAGCUUAAAACCAGACUGGAAUCAAGCAGGAAUUUCCACUAGAGGAUCGCCUACUGCUAUAUUGAAUUUUUUAUGCUAUUUUAUGCUGAUUGAUGUAGAUUGCUUAAAUGGCACUCUCCAUAAAGUAAAAUGCAGGGAUACCAGGUAGAGAGCAAGAUUAAAAGUGAUUUAAACAGUGCUAAAUUAAACAGAUUUCAGCCUGCUCCAUUUAAUUUUGCUACCACUGUGAUUACACUGCGUUCAUCUUUUGCCCAUGUUGGGCAUUCACACAACAUUAACUGCAUGGUGGUGGGACUACUUGAUGCUCUCCUUUUAGCUUCUGGAUGGAUGGCGAGCCGAACAACCACAUUGAUGAGGACUGUGGCUAUAUGGUGAAGACUCGCAACCCAAGCAUACUGGCCCUGGGAAGCUGGUACGAUGCACCCUGCAGCAUGUACUGGCCAUGGAUAUGUGAGGCUCCGAUCAGUUAGGUACAGGCAUUUGCGCUGGAAAAUGGGAAUGUGCCCAAGCAUUGCCUUCAGAACCAGAAGACUUUAGGACAGCAGUUUUAUAGCCAAUAAAAAUGGUGCCCAUUUUGGAGCCUCAGUAGUUUCUGUGCAGGUCAGAUAGUGACAGUAAGGAGAUGUAUCUUUUGUACAAUCUGAAUACAUAUUGGGAAAUGUUAUGUAACUCUGUUUAGUGUGGGUAUAGAGAGAAUAGUAUUGCUGAUUUGCCAGUAUCUGCUACAAAUACUGUAUAUUUUUUCAAAAUGUGUUAGCAAUGGGAGCUGGACUCUGUUUUUCACUGUCUAUAAAUAACAAUGUUUCAAAAGAA